This is a messenger RNA of Lemur catta (Ring-tailed lemur), 4268 nucleotides long. RefSeq names its product ventricular zone expressed PH domain containing 1 (gene VEPH1). The transcript has 15 exons. The record is from RefSeq and is a predicted model, not a curated record. Bases 382 to 2883 code for a protein of 833 amino acids. Gene Ontology annotation, cellular component: plasma membrane. NCBI's taxonomy places the organism in Eukaryota, Metazoa, Chordata, Mammalia, Primates, Lemuridae. Gene Ontology annotation, molecular function: phosphatidylinositol-5-phosphate binding. Gene Ontology annotation, biological process: regulation of signal transduction.
GCGGCGCGCGGAGAGGCGCGGCCACAGCCCACAGGACGGGCCGGGGCUGCAGGGCUGCCUCUGAGCAUGGUCAUGGGUCCCCGCCGAAGUGCUCUAAAGAUCAAGCUUUUUGCCUUCUAUUUCCUAUGACGGCCAGAGUUUCCUGUACUAAGAGUACCAAAAGUAUGAGAUUUGGAGUCUGACCUACCUGGAUGUGAAUCUUGGCUGUUUGUGUAACCUCAGAGGGUGUCAAUGAAGACCUCAAAGUCUGGAGAAAAAUGACCCUUUUCAUGGAAUACAAAGUAAACCUCUUGCCAUGUGUUUUUGCCUUCCUGACCUCUGAUAACUGAAACACAUGGCCCUGGAUCUGUAGAAAGUCAACUAAUCAAAUUCCUCCACAUCAUGCAUCAACUGUUCAGACUUGUUUUGGGACAAAAAGAUCUUUCACGAGCUGGAGACCUCUUCUCCUUAGAUGACUCUGAAAUUGAAGACAGCCUGACAGAAGCUUUGGAGCAAAUUAAAAUAAUUAGCUCAUCUUCAGAUUACCAAACCAAUAACAAUGACCAAGCAGUCGUUGAAAUCUGUAUCACAAGAAUCACAACAGCCAUCAGAGAGACAGAGUCCAUUGAAAAGCAUGCAAAGGCCCUUGUGGGGCUCUGGGACUCCUGCUUGGAACACAACCUGAGGCCCUCCGGGAAAGACGAAGACACUCCUCAUGCAAAAAUAGCAUCUGAUAUCAUGAGUUGCAUUUUGCAGAAUUACAACCGGCCCCCUGUGAUGGCAUUAGCCAUCCCCAUUGCAGUGAAAUUCCUCCACAGAGGCACCAAGGAACUGUGCAGGAAUAUGUCCAACUACCUGUCCCUAGCUGCAAUUUCCAAGGCGGACCUCCUGGCUGAUCACACGGAAGUUAUAGUAAAAAGCAUUCUCCAAGGUAAUGUCAUGUUGUUAAGGGUGCUACCUGCUGUGUAUGAAAAGCAGCCUCAGCCAAUUAACAGACACCUGACAGAACUCCUGGCCUUAAUGUCUCAGCUGGGACAAGCAGAACAGUACCAUUUACUACGGCUUUUGCAUGUAGCAGCAAAGAGAAAACAACUGGAGGUAGUUCAGAAGUGUAUUCCUUUCCUCAUUGGGCAUUUGAAGGAUUCAACCCAUAAUGACAUCAUCCUAAACAUCCUCAUAGAGAUAGCAAGUUAUGAACCGGUAGCUUUAAAUAGUUUUCUUCCAAUGCUGAAAGAGAUUGGUGAGAGAUUCCCCUACCUCAUUGGACAAAUGGCAAGGAUCUAUGGAGCUGUUGGGCAUGUGGAUGAAGAGAGAGCCAGGAGCUGCCUGAGGUACCUGGUGAGCCAGUUGGCCAACAUGGAGCAUUCAUUUCAUCAUAUUCUCCUGCUGGAGAUUAAGAGCAUCACCGACACCUUCUCCUCCAUCCUGGGCCCUCAGAGCAGAGACAUCUUCCGCAUGAGCAACAGCUUCACCGCCAUUGCCAAGCUCCUUACCCUACAACUGGAAAAUGCCAAGGCUGGUAGUGGCAGAAGAAAAAUCAGCUCUGAAAUUGAAUCCCCUGAGAGAAUGGAAGAAACCAAGAUCAUGGUAGCUGAAAAAGAAGACCAUGAAAAGCUCCAAGUUAAAAUCCAGGCUUUUGAAGACAAAAUAAAUGCUGAGAGCAAUACCCCUGGCUCUAUUAGAAGAUAUAGUUUGGGCCAAGUUUCUAAGGAAGAAAGAAAAAACAUUAGAUUUAACAGGUCAAAAAGUUUGGCUUUGCACACUGUGCUCACAAAGGGUGUGAGUUCAGAUGAUGGGGAAGAUGUAGAGAAUGGAGAGAUACCAGCCAGCAUCUCUCUUUCAGAAAUAGACCCACUUAGCCAAAGAAGUGACAAGUUACCCUUUAAGACAGACACUGACAGAUCACAGCUGGGAAAUUCUUCAGUUUCACACCCAAAUAUUAUACAUAUAGAAUCAGAGAAUUCACCAGAAACUGUUAAAGAAAACUUCCAGGAAGAAACUCCGGAGACACCCGCAAGUCCUACAGAAUACCAAGAUAAGCUCUACUUGCACUUGAAGGAAAACCUCAGUAAAGUGAAAGCAUAUGCCUUGGAAAUCGGAAAGAAGAUUCCAGUCCCUGAUCAGUGUACCAUUGAAGAUACUGUUAGGAGUUGUGUAGCAAAGCUGUUCUUCACAUGCUCCCUGAAGGGUCAUUACUGCCUAUACAGUAAGUCCAGUUUUAUUCUCAUCAGCCAAGAACCUCAGCCAUGGAUCCAGAUCAUGUUUCUGUUUCAGCAGAGCCUGUUUCCUGAGCCCCUGUCCAUACAGAGUCGUUCUGUGCAAUUCCUCAGAGCUCUGUGGGAGAAGACCCAGGCAGGGGGUGCUCACAGCUUUGAAGCAGCCAUGAUGGAGUCCACGUUUCCACAGCAGAAGGAUCUGGACCAGGUACAGCUGCAUCUGGAGGAAGUGAGGUUCUUUGACGUGUUUGGCUUCAGCGAAACAGCAGGAGCAUGGCAAUGCUUCAUGUGCAACAACCCUGAAAAAGCAACUGUUGUAAAUCAAGAUGGCCAGCCUCUCAUAGAAGGAAAACUUAAAGAGAAGCAAGUCAGAUGGAAGUUCAUCAAAAGGUGGAAAACUCGUUAUUUUACACUGGCUGGAAAUCAACUUCUGUUUCAAAAAGGAAAGUCUAAAGACGAUCCGGAUGACUCCCCAAUAGAACUCAGCAAAGUACAGAGUGUGAAAGCUGUGGCCAAGAAACGCAGGGACCGCUCUCUCCCUCGGGCUUUCGAAAUCUUCACAGACAAUAAAACCUACGUUUUCAAGGCCAAGGAUGAGAAGAAUGCAGAAGAAUGGCUCCAAUGCAUCAAUGUGGCUGUUGCCCAAGCAAAAGAGAGGGAAAGUAGAGAAGUAACCACAUAUCUCUAGGGAUUUACAAGCCAUCCUCACGCAAUUGUACACCACAGGCAUUGCGUUAUCAUUGCCAAUGUCAAGAAAACAAGAUAAAUUCACCAAGCAUGUUGUUUUUUACUAAAUACCAGUGGAAUUGUUGUCCCUAAGAAGAGGAGUCUAAAAUGGCAGGAUUCUUAGUAAAUUUCAUACCCUAACAGCUUUUGUUUUAACUCCAGAAUAUCUGUCUGGUACACACAAGGGAAAGGAGCUAUCAAGAAUGCCCUCAGAUGGUGGGGAGCCAGGAAGGAACAAGUCACUGAUAAAGAUACUUGUGUAGAUAUGUCAUUUAAAAUUGUAAGAAACAACUUUGAAAGAUGCCUGAACUAUCCUGAGGAAAAAUUCACACUUCUGAUGAAAAUCAGUCUGUCAAAUGUAUUAAAAGAAAAAGGGAAAAAAAGAAAACCUAUUAGAAAAGUUAAAUUAAUGUACACUGAGAAAAACCAUAUAACUUACUAAUAAUUACAUUAUCCUCACUUAAGUAAAAUGGGUCUAACAUGUGGUAAAAUGGUCCUCAAAUUAAGCCACUUGUGAAAUUAUUAUAAAUGUCUAUCUUUCAGAAUUACUUGUUUAAUUAUUCCCUUUAGGUUCAUAUAAUAUAAUCUAAAGUUUAGGUAUUUGGAUACAUCUACUGCCGACACCAGUAACUGUAAGAUAGAAUAAGCAUAGAAAACCAUUUUCUCUAUCUUCAAAAUAUAUGCCAUCUCCAGUAAACUUUAACAUUUUAAACUAAAGUUCUAUAAUUUCCUUCUAUGUAUUCAACUUUUUAAUGCCUCCAAAUUACAAACAUUUAUUGGUUUUUUUCUAUUACCCAUAUAUAUUUCUUUAACUAAGCUAUAGUAGACAGAAUUCUAGAAUGAUUCCCAGUGACCCAUGCCCUGGUAUAAUCCUCUUCCUGUUGAGUGUGGGCGGGGGCCUAUAACUUGCUUCUAACUAAUAGAAUAUGACAAAGACAAUGAGAUCGUCUCUCCCAUAAUUAUGUUGCAUUAUGCAGCAAAGGUGAAAAGAUUUUGCAGGUUUACUUAAGGUCUCUGAUCAGCUGACUUCGAGUUAAUUGAAGAGAUAUCCUGAGUGGGCCUGACCUAAUCAGAUGAGUCCUUUAAAAGUUGGUGAGCAAGUCAGAGACUCUCUCUUCUACUGGCCUUGAAUAAGCAAGCUGCCUCAAGUUCUACAGCUGCAGAGAAAUGAAUUUUAUUAAUAAUCAUGUGAUCACAAAAGAAGACUCCGAGCCUCGGAUUAGAGCCCAGCCCCAGCCAACAUCGUGAUUAUAGCUUUGUGAAGCUCUGAGUAGAGGACUCAGCUAAACCAUGCUUGGACUCUUGACCCACAAAAACUUUGAGAAAAUAAAUGCACGCUGUUUUUAA